Messenger RNA from Branchiostoma belcheri (Belcher's lancelet), 3198 nucleotides. RefSeq lists its product as uncharacterized. The transcript is spliced from 7 exons. NCBI's taxonomy places the organism in Eukaryota, Metazoa, Chordata, Leptocardii, Amphioxiformes, Branchiostomatidae. The record is from RefSeq and is a predicted model, not a curated record. Gene Ontology annotation, molecular function: protein binding. The coding region runs from base 1 to 3198 and encodes 1065 amino acids.
AUGUCGGGGGAGCAACAGUCCCAGGACGAGAGUAGCAAUGCUGGCGCCACGCCCAUACAACAGUCUCCGACUAGUUGGUGGAGGUCCAUUGCAAACACCGCAGCGAAUAACCCCAACCCCAUGUACACACCUGCAGCGGGAUUUGUUGGUUCUUCUGGGCCUCCUGGAAUGUGGGGACCCAUGGGGCCAGCUGGUCCUCCCGGAGAAAAGGGACCCAGUGGGUCAGCUGGCCCUCCAGGAGAAAAGGGACCCAUGGGGCCAGCUGGUCCUGUGUCUACCGGGCCUCCUGGACCUCCUGGAGAACAGGGACCCAUCGGGCCGGCUGGACCUCGUGGGUUUAAGGGGCCCGUUGGUCCUCCUGGAAAAGACGGGGCCUCGGUGUGUACAAAACCUACCGGACCACCUGGACAUCCUCCAACAGCAGAUUGUCCUGAAUGUUACACAAAGUGGGGUGUAACCUGCUACAAGGCGUUCCGAUUCCCUGCGAACUUCGGGGACUCGGCCCUGCAUUGCCGCCUAGAUGGUGGCACCCUCGCCAUGCCCCGAGACGCUGCUACCAACGCCUUCCUUAUCAACCUCAAGACCAACGUCGACAGCAACUCCCCUUUCUGGUUUGGUCUCCAUGAUCAGCGCAGAGAAGGAAGCUUUGAGUGGAUCGAUGGUUCUGCUCUUGGGAGGUACAAAUCCUGGGCUCCGGGAGAGCCAAAUUUUUCUUUCGCCAUGGAAACCAGCAUGCUGCUCGUCAUUCUUUGCCUCUGUGCCACCGUACCGUUCAUAGGAGGCCAGGGGUGCCCUAGCGACUGUAGCUGUAACUCCAACCAGCUCUACUGCGACAACAGCGGCCUAGCGAACAUUCCCGAACAGAUCCCGAGUGACGUCACCUUCGUACGCAUCUCGGGGAACCUCGGAAUCGUUCGGGACGACAACAUGGUUUCUGCAAAAGGACGAAGGAAGCAUGUCUUUCUUGCUUUCGUUAUUUCUGUGUUGUUGGUCGGAGAGUCUGCCCAGUCCUGCCCAGCGCCGUGCAUGUGUGCAUCGAGCCAGCUCUACUGCCAAACCGUCGGUCUAACGUCCGUGCCCUUUCCCAUCCCACCUGACACAACGUUCGCUAUGAUAUCGGGGAACAACAUCCCUUCCAUACAAGCAAAUACGUUUUUGGCCAACGAUAAGCUCGAAACUCUGAUUCUAAAAACAAACCAGGUCCAGAACAUAUCUUCCCUUGCUUUCCACGGAUUGUCAGUCUUGCGACGUCUGGAUUUGUCGGCAAACCUUCUUCAAGUCGUCCGUAAGGGAACUUUUAAAGACCUCCCGAUGUUGGACCGACUUGACUUGAGUGAGAACAAGAUCUGGGCGUUGGAAGAAGCGGCUUUUAGCAACCUACCGAUGCUUCAAACUCUAGUGCUCACGAAAAACGAGUUGGUUGACAUCGCUGACAAUGUUUUCGUGUUGACGCCGAACAUUCGCGAUGUCAACCUAGCUGAAAACAUGUUUACUGUCGCCCCUAGUCAAGCGCUACGGAAUCUGACCAACCUCGACUGGCUCAGCUUAGAAGGUAACAAACUGACGAGGCUUGAAUCGAACACCUUCGUCCUUUGGGGUAGUCUUCGAACUCUGAGUCUGCAGAACAACAAGAUAUCCGAUAUCGACGCGCGCGCUUUCGCGUUACCGUCCCUAACACAGCUUUAUCUUCACAAUAACAACAUAACUACCAUCCAGAACCAUACAUUCGCCAAUCUCACUAGCCUGCUUAAGAUAGAUGUCAGCCAAAACGGCAUCCAAUUCUUGAGCUGCGAAGCUUUCCAAGGCGCCGAUUCUCUUCAAGAAGUCUUUCUUGACGACAACAACCUACAAGACGUCCCAACCGGAGUAUUUGCCGGGCUAGAGCAGCUAGAAAGGCUCAGUUUAAAGGGAAACUAUCUCACUUCUAUUCCAAAAAUCCUACCCCGUAAUCUUAUAACACUAGAACUAUCUGGAAACAGAUUCGAGACACUACAACGCAUUGAGAGGUCUCUCCCGCCUGGCUUGUUGUACCUGUAUUUGAGUAACAACCCUUGGAGGUGCGGUUGUAGCCUUGUUGAGAUGAGGUCGUGGUUGGGGAAGACAUCUCUGGUCCAGAGUGCGCAGCGUCUGACGUGCUCGUUCCCGGGGUGCGCAGAGAACAUGUACAUCAUGGAGAUACCGGUAGAGGCGAUGUGUUCUAACAUCACGUGCUCGACUCUAGCCAAUCCACACUCUACUGUACAACCAAGUACCACCGAUCCACUGACAACCAACCACCACUCUACAUCCCACGUACAACCAAUUGCAAGUACAACCGAUCCACUGACAACCUACCACCACUCUACAUCCCCUGUACAACCAAGUACCACCGGCUCACUCACAACCUACCACCACUCUACACCCACUGUACAACCAAGUACAACCGAUCCACUGACAACCUACCACCGCUCUACAUCCACUGUACAACCAAGUACCACCGGGUUACUGACAACCUACCACCACUCUACAUUCCCUGUACAACCAAGUACAACCGAUCCACUGGCAACCUACCACCACUCUACAUCCACUGUACAACCAAGUACAACCGAUCCACUGACAACCUACCACCACUCUACAUCCACUGUACAACCAAGUACAACCGAUCCACUGACAGCCUAUCACCACUCUACAUCCACUGUACAACCAAGUACAACCUACCACCACUCUACAUCCACUGUACAACCAAGUACAACCGAUCCACUCACAACUUACCACCACUCUACAUCCACUGUACAACCAAGUACCACCGAUCCACUGACAACCUACCACUACUCUACAUCCAGUGUACAACCAAGUAUCAACGGUCCACUGACAACCUACCACCACUCUACAUCCCCUGUACAACCAAGUACAACCGGCUCGCUGGCAACCAACCACUUCUCUACAUCUCCUGCACAAUCCUUGGCAAAACCAAGUACCACUGAUGCACUCACAACUAACCCCAACCACGCACCUCCCGUACAGCACGAGUACUACAUCGUUAACGGUACCAUGUUGCUGGUGUCUGCCUGUGCUGUGAUGGUAGUGUGUACGUGCGUGGCGUUAGUGACGUACUACUGGUGCAGGACCAGGGAUCGCCGCCAGGCGGCAGUCGCGCCCAGUGACGCUGUAGACCCACAGGGGAAUGGCGCCCAGCUUCCAAGAUCUGGUCUAGCUUGA